AUGGGUAAUACGGAAAGUAACGUGACUAGUGGUGUAAAGAAACAAACGGAUGCAUCGUCUAUUUUACUGUACAAACUCGUCGAUUUAAAGGGCGGCGGCCUUUUAGUAGAUAUGAUGAAGCGAGCAUCUCAAACAAAGCAAUAUGCUGAAAUUGACCAUGCAAUUAGGACAAAAGUCGAGCCUUUUCUUUACAACAGAGGCAAAGGAAAAUGGAUACCAAUAUCAAAAUUAGUACUUUUGAGAAAUAAAGAGAGGCCGAGGCAUAAAAUGCUCCCGGUAUUGAAGGCAAUGGAGAAACCCGAGGACUAUGAUAUCGACAAAGACAUGCAAAGCGACGAAGAAGUUGAUGAACAUAAAAUCGAUAAAAGUAAAUACAGAUUGGUGUGCUGGACUCUUGGGGAACGAGGCGCAGUUGGCGAAACUAUCCUACACCUGUGCAUGCUUAAUGCCACGGCCAUUCACGCGGAUUUGGCAAAAAGGUUGCUUCGAUUUUAUCCGAAUCUUAUCAACGACAUUUACAUCGACGAUGAAUAUUACGGCGAAAACGUAUUGCACAUAGCAAUAGUGAAUGAGGAUCCGUCGAUGGUGAAAUUCCUGCUCGACAGCGGUGCGAACGUGAACGAGCGCUGUUUCGGUAACUUUAUGUGCCCGGAGGAUCAAAAGGCGUCACGCAAUGACAGCCUCGAUCACGAAUGGGUAGGCGUGUGUCCAGAAACUAAUUAUGACGGUUACGUUUACUGGGGUGAAUAUCCUUUGAGCUUCGCUGCUUGUUUGGGCCAGGAAGAAUGCUACCGGCUGAUACUGGCCAGAGGCGCAGAUCCUGAUAAGCAAGACACAAACGGCAACACGGUGCUACACAUGCUCGUCAUUUAUCAAAAGCUCAUAACUUUUGACAUGGCAUAUGAAGUAGGAUCAUCACUAUCAGUGAGAAAUAUUCAACAUUUAACACCGUUGACGUUGGCUGCCAAACUCGCACGCAUCGACAUGUUCUUUCACAUUCUAAACAUCGAAAGAGAAAUUUAUUGGCAAAUCGGUUGUAUAACUUGCGCCGCUUACCCACUUUCUCAAAUAGAUACGAUUGACGUUAAUACGGGACAAAUAAGCAACAAUUCCGCCCUAAACUUGGUAGUCUUUGGAGACAAGGACGAGCAUUUGGAACUAAUGGAUGGAGUACUGAUAGAUCUUUUGAAUGCUAAAUGGAAUACUUUUGUCAAAUCUAGAUUUUACAGGCAAUUUUAUCUAUUCUGCUCGUAUUUCGUUCUUUCGGUGAUAAGUUUCACGCUUCGACCGGGUCCGAUACCGUGGCCAAAUAAACCUUCGAUUCAGCAAUCCAUAAACAAUAAUACAUCGUCCGAAUCAAUUGUAGCUUCUGCAGUUAAACCUCUGGAACUCACGCUUACAUCAUUGCUGACGAAAAAUCUAGUGGAGCAUCUUGCGGCAAAUCUGGAGCUUCCGGAAAAAUCGAUAACAAAUUCCAUGAAGAAAAUUACUUUAGAAAUUGUAUCGAACAUAAGCUCGACGAUAAAGGAUAUUUGGAAUUUGACUGAGAAGCAAAAUACAACAUUGACGCUGGAAAGCAAUGACGAUUUCAACGAUAUCGUCAGCGAUUUAUUCAAUUCAAGCGCGAACAAUUAUACAGACGAUCGUUUGAAUAAUUUCGAUUUCAAUCAAACGAACUUACCGAUUCGACAUAAAGAGAGGGAAGAGACUGUCGAUUGGUGGCACGAUCUGACUGGCGAAUGCCGACUGCUGUCAUUAAACGAUUCCGUAUCGAAAAUCAGACUGACAGCGGAGAUUUUCAUGGAACUUGGGGCGAUACUUUACAUAUGCGCAGCCUUACGAGAAGCGAGAUUCCUGGGCCUCAACAUGUUUGUAGAGAAUCUCAUGACAGCUCCCUCGCGUGUCAUGUUUCUCUUUUCUUGCUGCAUCUUAUUGUCUUUUCCAUUUUUACGGAUAAUCUGUGCGGACGAGGUCGAGGACAAACUCGCGGUCGUCGUCAUGUUGACAACCGCGCCGUAUUUCCUCUUCUUCUGCCGUGGAUUUAAAACCGUCGGACCUUUCGUCGUCAUGAUUUAUCGAAUGAUAAUGGGAGAUCUACUGCGCUUCGUUUCGAUCUACCUUGUCUUCGUCAUGGGAUUCUCUCAAGCCUACUACAUAAUAUUCUUGUCAUUUGACAAUCCAAUCACGCCCGAGGGAGUUGACGAUUCAAAGGCUAAUCCCAUGCCAUCGCCAAUGGAGAGUAUCAUGGCGAUGUUCCUUAUGAGCAUGACGAAUUUUGGCGAUUAUUAUGACGCGUUCGAGAACACAGAGCACGAGAUGGAGGCCAAGUCGCUAUUUGUGGUUUAUAUGGCUAUCGUUGCCAUUCUACUGGUAAACAUGCUAAUCGCUAUGAUGGGCAACACUUAUCAAAAAAUAGCGGAAACGCGAAACGAAUGGCAAAGACAGUGGGCAAGAAUUGUUCUUGUGGUUGAGAGAGGCGUGAGUCCUGCGGAAAGAUUGAAAAAAUUAAACGAUUAUUCGCAGCCAAUGUCUGAUGGGCGAAAAGCACUGGUGUUACGAUUAAAUCAAUCCGAAGAAGAUAAGGAAGAAAUGAAAGAAAUUCUUGAAAUGAAAAGAAUUCACGAAAAGUUGGUGAAGAAACGAAAAGAUAAGCUUCUGAAAGAAAAGGAAAUCACUGAUGACACGCAUGUUCAGUAA
This is a messenger RNA of Ceratosolen solmsi marchali, 2697 nucleotides long. It is a transcript of the gene nan, whose product is annotated as transient receptor potential cation channel subfamily V member nanchung. Gene Ontology annotation, molecular function: calcium channel activity; protein binding. Lineage: Eukaryota; Metazoa; Arthropoda; Insecta; Hymenoptera; Agaonidae. The record is from RefSeq and is a predicted model, not a curated record. The transcript has 15 exons. Bases 1 to 2697 code for a protein of 898 amino acids. Gene Ontology annotation, cellular component: plasma membrane. Gene Ontology annotation, biological process: calcium ion import across plasma membrane.